Rotaria sordida is the source of this 978-nucleotide messenger RNA. NCBI's taxonomy places the organism in Eukaryota, Metazoa, Rotifera, Eurotatoria, Philodinida, Philodinidae. The record is from the annotation of a GenBank genome assembly.
AUGCCACAACAGCAACAACAGAAACAUGUUAUGUUAUCUUAUGAAUGGGAAGUGCAGAGCUUAGUCCUAUCGAUUUAUGAUUAUCUAGUUGCAAAACAAGUACCAGUAUGGAUGGAUAUUAAAGCUGGUAUUCCUUCAGAUAAUUUAUAUGAAGGUAUUGCCAAAGCAAUUGAAAAUUCUUCUUGCUUCGUAUGUUUUAUGACACCAGACUAUCAAGAGUCCGAUUUUUGUAAACAAGAACUUCAAUAUGCCAAGCAAUGUAACAUACCAAUCAUACCAUUGAAGUUACAAGAGGAUUGGAAUCCGACAAGUUGGUUAGGUUUCAUAACAGCCGGUUUAUUAUGGCUUGAUUUUUAUCAUAUAAAAAAUUUCGAAGAAAAAGCAUUUCAAUUAUACAACCGUAUUUGUAAAACAGUUGGUAAACAAUUUCAAUUACAAAAUUCACAUAAAUCAAUAGAAGUAGAAAAUGUGUUUCGCUUACAGUCAUCAUCUCCACCGCGCACUUAUUCUUCUCGUACACAAAAUGACAAAGCAAAAUAUGAUACAUUUGAGCGAACUGAUCUUGACCUCAGAGUUUCUGUUCAAAAUCUUGUCAAACAAUUUUCGCCUCAGACAUUGGAUAAAUAUAAAAUGAAAGAUGAUGUUCCCAAGAAAAUAACAAUCAAUCAAAGCAAGACAUUUGUUAACUGUGGCAUGUCAGCAAGUUCUACAUCAUUACUCUUGGUUUUGAAUAAAAUGCUUCGAUUUUGUUUAAUAAUAAUUCUGCCAAUGUCCACAAGCAUGGACAUUUGGAGCAAAGGGUUAACAAUUGGUACAAAAAUUCCAUUAGGUUUAAUUCUUCCAAGAAUUUCAACUGAAGCUAUUGCUGGUCGUCUUAUUAGUGUUAUAACAGAACAAAUAGCAUAUAAAAAUCAAUAUUUAGCUAUAUUAAGACAUGAAUGUGAAGUUUCUAAUGAACAUUGCAUUACACCUGAAUGA